CAGAGGUCGCGAGGUCGGUUUAGCUCAGCUGACCAACCUCUUGUGCAUAUUCCGGGUUAGAACGUGUAUGUUUCGAGCGGUGGAAAUAAAGCUGAUUUUUCACCUUCCUACGACACUGACAACCAACUAAAUAUAACAGAAUCUGUCUCUCACAAUAUCUGAAAUAUGGCAGACACAGAGCAAAGACCUCCUCCCCCUCAAACAGGGCCUAUGCAAUUCUUGUUGAGUAACAAGCUGGAAACGGCUAUGUGGCUGUCAAGACUCUUUACCGUCUACUGUUCCGCCAUGUUCAUUCUUCCCUUGCUUGGUCCUCAGGCUGCUGCUAAUUUCUAUCAGCGGGCAUUGCUGGCAAACGCACUGACCAGUGCUCUGCGUCUGCACCAGAGACUUCCUCACUUUCAGCUGAGCAGAGCCUUCCUGGCCCAGGCCUUACAGGAGGACAGCUGCCACUAUCUCCUUUACUCUCUCAUCUUUGUCAACUCCUACCCUAUCACAAUGAGCAUAUUUCCUGUGUUCCUCUUCUCACUUCUCCAUGCCACCACCUACACCAAAAAAGUUCUCGAUACUAUGGGACCCAACAGCAUUAUGUUUGUAAGGAACUUUCUGAACAAGCUCUCAGCCAAUCAGCAAAACAUUCUCAAGUUUAUUGCAUGCAAUGAGAUUUUCUUGAUGCCUGCUACAGUCUUCAUGCUUUUCAGUGGCCAAGGCAGCUUGCUUCAGCCCUUCAUCUAUUAUCGAUUUCUCACUCUGCGUUAUACCUCAAGACGCAAUCCAUAUUGCCGGACUCUUUUCACUGAGCUGAGGAUUUUGUUGGAGCACUUUGUGAUGAAGCCUAGUUGCCCUGCCUUCUUCAGAAAGAUGUGCCUAAACAGCAUUGCCUUCAUUAGCCGCCUUGCCCCCACUGGGGUCUAACUACUUUCUCUGAAUUUCCACACUCAUAUGCACUACACAUGCUUCAGCACACAUACACAAGUCCUAGAACAGUUCAGAGUUGGAACCAUUUUAAGAUGGACGUCAUGAUGAUUGCUCCGAAAUGGAUGUCCUCCUCUGCACUGAAGGCGUUUGCUAUGUUGGGAGAGACUAUCAAUCUCAGACUGCAUCCAAAAAACAAACCCGCCAGAAGAUGCAUCUCUAUGCGCACUUGUCUGUAUGGAUGGUAAUUGUUUUACUGGUUCAUUUGAGCAUUUAUAUUGAUACUUAUUCUCUGGGGAUGGGCCCUUGGGAUAUCUUAACUGUUAGGGAAAAUAGAUGAUUUUUAAUAGUUUCUUUCUAAUGAGAUUUCAGUUGUCAUUUAUACGUGUCUGUCCUUCACUUUGAUUACAUUUUUAUAUGUUCUUGCUGAGCAUUGUUAUUUUAUGUCUUGUACUGGAUUACCUCAAAAGUAACUUGCCCCCAAACUUUUUCUUUUUUAAGUAGUUGACAAAUGACCGGAAUGUGAAUGAAUUGAAGUUUUAGGUUCCAGUUCAACUGCUGAUUUAUGUGAACAUGCUGAUGAUAUGAGAAUUAUUGUUGCAAAUCCUGUGAUCCUUCAUCUCUUGCAUCAGUUCUUAUGUUAUGUUCAAUGCUGUUUAUUUACAUUGCCAAGUUGUAAAAAUUUGAAACUUUUUCAACUAUUUGCUUGUUCAAGGCAUGUUGUCACUAUUUAUUGCCUCUUGUUUAUAACCAGGCUCUAUGUAGAUUAAUAAAAUCUAAGAUUAACUUAA
Molecule: messenger RNA, 1703 nt
Organism: Triplophysa dalaica
Lineage: Eukaryota; Metazoa; Chordata; Actinopteri; Cypriniformes; Nemacheilidae
Gene: tmem33
Product: transmembrane protein 33
Exons: 8
Coding region: 166-912 (248 amino acids)
Biological process (GO): membrane organization; endoplasmic reticulum tubular network organization
Cellular component (GO): membrane; endoplasmic reticulum
Source: RefSeq, a predicted model, not a curated record